Molecule: messenger RNA, 4809 nt
Organism: Danaus chrysippus (African queen)
Lineage: Eukaryota; Metazoa; Arthropoda; Insecta; Lepidoptera; Nymphalidae
Source: the annotation of a GenBank genome assembly
AUGUCUUAUAAUUCGACGCUUGACGACUUUUGCGGAUCAAAAUUUUGGGAUGCCAACCUAUCUUGGUACACUGAGAAUCCAGAGUUCACUCCCUGCUUUGAAAAGACUGUUCUUAUAUGGAUACCCUGUUCAUACUUGUGGGUAGCAGCUCUUUUAGAUGCUUACUACAUAUACAACAGUAAAGAGAGAAAUAUACCGUGGAAUGCAUUAAAUAUAUGUAAAUUAGUGUUCACAUUUCUACUGAUUGUAUUGAAGUUUGUGGAUUUGGGUGUCAUAAUACACAAAUCAUCGAACGAGGAAGUCUUCGAUGUUGAUUGUUAUGCACCAGUUGUGAAGAUUCUUACAUUUGCUCUAUCCGCGACGUUGCUUUACUACAACCGGAAGUAUGGCAUGCGAGCUUCCGGUGUGCUUUUCUUCUUCUGGCUGUUCUUAAUACUGGCAGGCCUGCCACAGCUGAGAUCCGAGAUCAUGAUGCACUACGAACUCACCGAGGACGAGAACGUCCAAUACAACUUUGUUAGCUAUAUGAUAUAUUAUCCGUUGAUAAUAUUAAUGUUUAUACUGAACUGCUUCGCGGAUCUACCUCCUAAAGAAUCGCCUUAUAAAUAUAAUAAGAAUCAAUGUCCAGAGAAUGCCUCAGGUUUUCCGAGUAGAUUGACCUUCAGUUGGUUCGAUCCCUUAGCGUUGACGGGAUUCAGGAGGAGUUUGGUGGAAAGCGACCUCUGGGCUCUCAACCCACAAGACUCGUCCAAAGAAGUCGUGCCCAAAUUCGAUAAAUUUUGGGAGAGAACAUUAAACAAAAGAGAAAAUGCGAACGGCACAAAAGCCACGUACAGCAAGACCUCGGCCAGCGUUAACUUCAAGCCGGAUAAGGAAGUCAAACCAGCGUCCAUUCUACCAGCGCUAUGUUUAGCAUUCGGUGGACAGUUCCUCUUCGGAGCACUUCUGAAGCUCAUCAACGACGUACUUAUGUUCCUAUCGCCUCAACUAUUGAAACUCCUAAUAGGUUUUGUGGACACGAAGGAGACAGUGUGGAAGGGUUACUUGUACGCGGUCUGUCUGUUCGCGUGCGCCACCGCCCAGACGUUACUGCUGUCGCACUACUUCACGAGAAUGUACCUUGUGGGUAUGAGAAUAAGGACGGCUUUGACUAGCGCUGUGUACAGGAAGUCCCUGAGGAUAUCAAACUCGGCUAGGAAGGAGACGACUGUUGGUGAAAUCGUUAACCUCAUGGCUGUUGAUGCACAGAGGUUCGUGGAGCUGACUGCGUAUCUCAAUAUGAUAUGGUCGGCUCCUCUACAAAUAGCAUUGGCGCUGUACUUCUUGUGGGGUAUUCUUGGUCCGUCUGUAUUAGCCGGUUUAGCAGUUAUGAUAGUGCUAAUACCGGUCAACGGACUCAUAGCGAACAGAGUCAAGACCUUACAGAUCAGACAGAUGAAGUACAAGGACGAACGGGUCAAGCUAAUGAACGAAGUGCUCAAUGGAAUUAAGGUCCUAAAAAUGUACGCGUGGGAACCUAGUUUCGAAGGUCAGAUACUUAAAAUAAGAAAUAAAGAAAUGAACGUUUUGAAACAAACGGCGUAUCUUAAUUCAGCCACCUCGUUCAUAUGGUCCUGCGCACCUUUCCUGGUGACCUUCCUAACUUUCUUCACUUACGUUAUUUCUGAUCCAGUAAACCAUGUGUUGAAACCUGAUAAGAUAUUUGUAUCGAUGUCCCUGUUCUAUAUAAUGCACCUGCCGUUAGGGUUGCUCCCCAUCAUCGUGGUGUCCAUCAUAGAGACAUCAGUUGGUAUAAAACGUCUGAAUAAAUUCAUGAAUUGCGACGAAUUGAACCUCAGCGCGGUGGAACACGAUCCUAAAGAACCGAACCCUAUCGUCAUCGAGAACGGUCACUUCACAUGGAGCGAUGAGUCCGAGCCAGUGUUGAAGAACAUCAACCUUCAAAUACCACGCGGAGGUCUAGUAGCGGUGGUCGGAGCCGUUGGUUCAGGGAAGAGUUCCCUACUGUCGGCGCUAUUGGGAGAAAUGAACAAGAUCUCCGGACGUGUUAACACUAACGGUGUAAUAGCGUACGUGCCACAACAGGCGUGGAUACAGAACGCCACGCUCCAAGACAACAUCCUGUUCGGCAAACCCUUGGAGAAGGUUAAAUACAACAACGUCAUCAACGUGUGCGCUCUCAAACCUGACUUCGACGUACUUCCGGGGGGAGAUCAGACAGAAAUUGGAGAAAAAGGUAUCAACUUAUCCGGCGGUCAGAAGCAGCGUGUAUCGCUAGCCCGGGCGGUGUACUACGACGCGGAUAAUUACUUCCUGGACGACCCGCUCAGUGCAGUCGACUCACACGUCGGCAAACACAUAUUUGAUAAGGUUAUAGGUCCCAACGGUCUCUUAAAAGGCAAGACUCGUGUGUGGGUGACGCACAACGUGUCGUACUUGGCGCAGACAGACCUCGUGGUUGUGUUGAGGGACGGAGUGGUCUCCGAGGCUGGGACCUACCAGCAGCUGUUAGAGAAAAAGGGUGCCUUCGCUGACUUCCUCCUGCAUCAUCUCAGUGAUAAAGAGAGAACUACUCCUGAAGAGUUGGACGUUAUUAAGCAAGAAUUAGAAAGCAAGUUGGGUUCAGAGUUCCAGAACAAACUACAGAGGGCGCGGUCUUUGUCGGAGAGUACUUCGGAAUCAGAACAAGCGACGGGCGAUCGCAGUGGUAGCGUCAAAAGAAAAACUCCAGAAGCUACACCGAGUGAGUUGAAGGAAAAGAACAAACUGAUUGAAGCUGAAAAAACUGAGACUGGCAGUGUUAAAUGGAGCGUCUACAAGCACUACUUGACAAGCGUUGGAUUAGUAGCUUCAGCACUAACGGUGCUCAUGAACCUGGUGCUGCAGGUGUUCCAGGUCGGCUCCAACUACUGGCUGUCCGAGUGGUCCAACGACAACUCUAUGCUGGUAAAUGGUACUGUUGACAAAAGCAGGAGAGAUUUAUACUUGGGUGUGUACGGAGGUCUUGGGAUUGGACAAGUUGUGUCGGUGUCGGUGUCUUCGCUGGCGCUGUACCUGGGCACGCUGUGUGCUGCGCGGGCGCUGCACGCGGCGCUGCUCGCGGGCGUGCUGCGUGCGCCCACCAUCGGCUUCUUCGACUGCACGCCGGUCGGCCGCGUCCUCAACCGGUUCAGCAAGGACGUGGACGUGCUGGACAACGUGCUGCCCAUGACGCUGCGUGGAUGGACCUCCUGCUUCUUCUCGUCGUCGACAGAUGGCGUUAUUCAGCCGACACUCGCCACUAGCAUAGACGCCAUUGCAUCAAUUUUCGCUGAUUUAAUGCCAUUCUUGGCGGGGUGGCGCGCGGCGCGGAUACUGCACGAGCUAUUGUUGGGGAAAGUGUUGAAAGCCCCGUUGCAAUUCUUCGAAGUGACUCCACUCGGCCGCAUACUGUCUAGGUUUUCUAAAGACGUGGAUGUUGUCGACACCUCCCUCCCGUCGGAACUGUCCGACGUCAUGUAUUGCGCCUCCGAGGUUCUUGGCACAUUAUUCGUGAUAAGUUACUCGACGCCCAUUUUCCUUGCGGUGAUUCUUCCUAUCGGGGUAGUGUACUACGUGAUUCAACGCUUCUACGUGGCCACGUCACGGCAGCUCAAGAGAUUGGAGUCUGUUUCAAGAUCACCGAUAUACUCUCACUUCGGAGAAAGCAUCACUGGAGCACAGACCAUCAGGGCGUACGGCGUCACGCAAAGGUUCAUCGAGGAGUCUGAACACGGCGUGGACCACAACCAGUCGUGCUACUACCCGAGCUGCAUCGCCAACCGCUGGCUGGCCGUGCGUCUCGAGAUGAUCGGGAACCUCAUCAUAUUCUUCGCGGCCCUGUUCGCUGUACUCAGCCGAGAAACCAUCAACCCCGGCAUUGUGGGAUUAUCUAUCAGCUACGCGUUACAGAUCACACAAACCCUGAACUGGCUGGUGAGGAUGACGUCAGAGGUAGAAACGAAUAUCGUAGCUGUGGAGAGAAUCAAAGAGUACGCGGAAACUAAGCAGGAGGCGCCAUGGACGGUCCCAGCAGGCCCGGGCUCCACGUGGCCAGAGACCGGAGCCCUACAACUAGAGAGGCUGUCCUUAGGGUACCGCGCCGAGGAGCCCGCUUUAAAGGACCUCACAUGUGUAGUGGCGCCCGGGGACAAGCUGGGCAUAGUGGGACGGACAGGCGCCGGCAAGUCCACGCUCACACUGGGACUGUUUAGGAUCGUGGAGGCCAUGAGCGGUAAGAUUAUGAUAGACGGGAUAGACAUAUCGACGAUCGGGCUUCACCAGCUGCGGUCCAGGAUCACCAUCAUCCCUCAGGACCCGGUGCUGUUCGCGGGCACGCUGAGGAUGAACCUGGACCCCUUCGAGGUGUACUCGGACGAGGACAUCUGGCGCUCACUGGAACACGCGCAUCUGAAAACGUUCGUACAAGGUCUCCAAGCCGGUCUUCUCCACGAGAUCUCUGAAGGCGGUGAGAACCUAUCAGUGGGUCAACGACAACUGGUCUGCCUGGCGCGGGCGCUGCUGAGGAAGACGCCGCUAUUAGUACUGGACGAAGCCACCGCCGCCGUGGACCUCGAGACAGACGAACUCAUACAAAAAACCAUAAGAUCCGAGUUCGCGUCGUGCACAGUACUAACGAUCGCCCACCGUCUGAACACUAUAAUGGACUCGACGCGCGUCAUGGUGCUGGACCGCGGCCAGCUCGUGGAGUACGCUCCUCCUCAACAACUACUGCAGGACAAGAACUCCAUCUUUUACGGCAUGGCCAAGGACGCCGGGCUCGUUAACUAA